GCGAUAGCCUCAUCAACCUCACCAGCCCACCAGCCCUGUCGCCUUGGGGGGAGCCGCGCAUCGCCAUGGACUCGUCGCAGGACUUCAAUUCCCUCCAGGAGGGCAUCCAGAAGGCCCUCAUCUCCACCAUCAAGUCCGCCAAUCGCAUCGCGUCCCACGACCUGGCCUUCCAGCGAACCGUCAACCCAGACGUUGCCGAGCAGCUCGACGACCAGACGUCGCGCAUUCUCGACCUCUCGACGCGACUGCUGAGCUCGGCGGCCAAGGCAUGUGGCGUCAAGGCGCCCAAGCUGGAAGAUCCCGAAGAUGUCGACAUGAACUGGCGCAAAGUGGUGGAUGUCGUGGACUCUGUGCUGGAGAAGGCGGACCGGGCCCUAGACGAGUAUACGGGGCUGAUCAAGCAAAGAGACAACGGAGACUCGGAUUCUAAUUCAAAGACAAAACAAGCCAAAUCAACGAGCAAAGUCAUUCGCAAUGCCAACGUCAAGAAGCCGCAGCUGGACUUUGAAAUCCCGCCGAACAACUUCCCCGAUGGACCUUGGAAGCCCCUGUUGACGGAGAAGCCGCACGCCAAGGUGCCUCUCGAAGACAGUCUGGUCACAUUUGUUGGAGACAAUGGAACCACUCAAUACAAGCAUCCGUAUGAGCCAGAGAUCUUGUCAAUGCAGUACCCCGAUCGAGUCUUCCAGGUCCUUGACCCCAUACCCCCCCAACCAGUCGAGACGACAUCAGCCACGUGGGUUGAUACAUACGAGGGUGUUCUCGAGAUGCUCCAGGAGCUGAAACAAGCAAAGGAAAUCGCAGUCGAUCUGGAGCACCACGAUUUCAGGACUUACAUCGGCCUUGUGUCCUUGCUGCAGAUCAGCACUCGGGAGAAGGAUUGGAUCGUUGACACAUUGAAGCCCUGGCGUCACAAGCUCCAGGUGCUCAACGAAGUAUUCGCCGACCCUACCAUCGUCAAGGUCUUCCAUGGCGCGUACAUGGACAUGGUUUGGCUCCAGCGAGACCUUGGACUCUACGUCAAUGGUCUCUUCGACACAUUCUUCGCAAGCGAUGCCCUGCAUUACUCUAGCAGAAGCUUGGCUUUCCUUCUCUCCAAAUUUGUAAACUUCGACGCCGACAAGCGAUAUCAGUUGGCCGAUUGGAGGAUACGACCUAUCCCUGAAGAGAUGCUGUUCUACGCCCGCUCAGAUACCCACUUCCUCCUCUACAUCUAUGACAAGAUCCGAAACGAUCUGGUACAAGUCUCGGACCGCAGCAACCCCGAUAAGGACCUCAUUGGCCGUGUGCUUGAGAAAUCGCGAGAGCUUUCCCUUUCACGUCAUGAGCAUCCCGAAUUCAACGAAGAGACGGGCGAAGGGUCUAGAGGCUGGUACAACUUUGUCCUGAAGAACUCGCACUUGGGCUACAAGAGUGAGCAGUUUGCUGUUUUCAGAGCGCUCUGGAAGUGGCGAGACGUUACUGCGCGCACGGAAGAUGAGAACCCUAACUUUGUGCUGGGCACAAACAACCUGGUCGAUAUUGCGCGCGCCAACCCCCCCGAUGCCAAAGCUCUGCACAGCCUGCUGCCACUCACUGCUGCUCUGGCCCGAUCUCGGGUCAAUGAGAUCUGGAGCCAGAUUCAGGAGCUAAAGGCACAAGGCGGCCCGACGCUGCUGCAGUUCUUUACAUCUCGUGAUCCAGCAACAUUACGGCAUAAUGCUGCAGCUCCCCGAGCAACAAGAGCACAAAAUGCAGCCUUGAAGAUGGAAGAAGCAGCCAUUGCGGCCAAACUGCCGCGCUCGCAGCUGUUUGGGGAUGUCGCUGUCAGCUCGCGAUGGGAUGGAACGAAGGAAGCGGAGAUUGCGGAAGAAGAAGACUACUUCCCCUUCCCUUGGCAAAGGUUUGUCGAAGAUAUCACAGACUAUGUGCCUGUCGCCGAGCCUGUGCCAGCGGAAGAAACCGUGAAGGAACCAGUUCCCCCUCCGGAGGUUGAGAAAGAUGAAGAAUUUACCCUGCGAAGAGGACAGAAGAGAAAGUCCGAGGCCAUUGAAAACGACGAGCCUUCACCCAGUGAGGAUGAGUCGGCUUCCGACAACGACGAAGAAAUGGAGGAUGAUAACAGAGACAGCAACGCCGUCAUUGAGAUCGAAGCUGAAGAACCACCUCCCAAGGCGGCUAGGAAGGCGAAGAAGCUGGAAAAGAAGAGGAAGCGAGAAGAAGCCAAGAAGGCUCAGGAGCAGCAGCACUUGGAGCUUCGUACCAAACGGCAAGAGGAAAAGCUUGCUCGCAAAGCGCAGCGAAAGACUCAGACGCAGCAGCAGGCCGACACGGGAGAUCGCGCCAAGUACCAGGCUGUUCCUUUCGACUACAGCAAAGCAGCAUCCGUCCUUCACGCCAAGAGAGAGGAUACCAAGGCGGCGGCUCCCGAAGACAAGAAGAAGGUGUUUGACCCAUAUGCGAAGACGGGCGAUGACGAGAUUAAGCCGGCAAGACGGAUGCCGCCAAUCAGGGGUGAGAGGAGUGCUACGUUCAAGAAGUGAUUGGGAGAGGGUGGUGGUCGGUUACGAGCAUAGAUUGGCCUUCGGUUGGGCAUACAGGGAGAAAACGGCGUUGUACAUAAUUGAAUCUGGGAGCCUUUCAAGAGCUUCCCAUCUGGACAAA
Molecule: messenger RNA, 2643 nt
Organism: Trichoderma reesei QM6a
Lineage: Eukaryota; Fungi; Ascomycota; Sordariomycetes; Hypocreales; Hypocreaceae
Exons: 5
Coding region: 66-2522 (818 amino acids)
Biological process (GO): TRAMP-dependent tRNA surveillance pathway; nuclear polyadenylation-dependent antisense transcript catabolic process; nuclear polyadenylation-dependent rRNA catabolic process
Cellular component (GO): nuclear exosome (RNase complex); nucleolus
Molecular function (GO): nucleic acid binding; nucleotide binding; 3'-5'-RNA exonuclease activity
Source: RefSeq, a predicted model, not a curated record